Molecule: messenger RNA, 846 nt
Organism: Magallana angulata
Lineage: Eukaryota; Metazoa; Mollusca; Bivalvia; Ostreida; Ostreidae
Exons: 6
Coding region: 81-740 (219 amino acids)
Cellular component (GO): membrane
Molecular function (GO): wide pore channel activity
Source: RefSeq, a predicted model, not a curated record
UUUAUGGGAGCUCACUAGGCACUUGCCAUUCUGAUUCAGAGGAUACGUUGUUACUGCCUUGUGACAUUAUUAAGUUCACAAUGAGAAAUUUUGAAAUUUUGUUCGUUCUUUGUUUCGUCUGCAGCACUGUUUCAUCAGUGAAUUGGCCGGAUGAUCGAUUCACGUUAGUCAAGCCAUGGUAUGGUUGUCCUCCGGGCUGGGCUCAAGGGUGGACUUACCAAGACAACGAGGAUAUAUCCAAUAAAAACUAUAUAACUUAUUAUCAUCACUUUUACGGGGAAAAAUUUGGACGAGAUUUCAAGUUUUACUACUGCUCAAAAAACUAUCGUUCUAACACCGGAAAACGGUGGCCACCUGGAAACUACUGUAUUUUGAGAGAUUUAAGUUGUCCAUCGGGGUUUUCCUCUGGCAGUGUAUUCUGGGAUGACGAAGAUACAUUCAAUGACAAUUCACAUGGGGGCUAUCUACCGGAUGGUUACUUUGGUAGUGAUACAAGGAUAGAUUACUGUUGCAGAAACGACGGCUAUUAUUUCAAUGCAAUAGAACUUCCGACCUCUCACCCGUUUUACCUACUGAGAUACACUUCCUACUGUCAGCGGGUCAAGGGAAUGCAUGUGAGGGAAGAAAUUGUUCGAUUUGAUGACGAAGACCUAGCCAAUAGAAAUUCCAUCUCAGGAUCCACUCCGAAGGGAGCAGGCGGACACGAUCACUUCCUGAUGUAUUGUUACUAUUGGAGUUAAAGUUUAAAAACUCACAAGUAAUAUAUUAUUGUUAAGAUCCUAGCUUAUUUACUAAAUUUCCCUCUUCCUUUGCUUCGGUAAAAGUGAUUACUAUAUAUAUAUAUAU